This is a messenger RNA of Gryllus bimaculatus (two-spotted cricket), 438 nucleotides long. Lineage: Eukaryota; Metazoa; Arthropoda; Insecta; Orthoptera; Gryllidae. The record is from the annotation of a GenBank genome assembly.
AUGCAUUCGACGGGUGACAGCGCCAAGGAACGACCUAUGCACGCGCGCUAUUUGGAUUGUGCGGGUAUGUACAUUUCAAGAGUGUACGCAUUCCUUACCUUGUGGGUGUUUGAACGGCUUGGUUGCUUGUGUUACAGGGCCCGUACGUCGCCCAUCGCCCUCGCCGUCGCCCUCGCCCUAGGCGUGCUACUAGUCGGGCGUCUUCCAACCGCUGCAGCGCAGGGGGCCUCGGAGGCGGCGCCGGAGGCCGAGGAGCUGGACUACGAGAACCCGGAGCCCAACGGCUUCGUGUACGACGGCAACGGCGACGGCGGCGACGGCGACGGCGGCGGCGGCGACUACCAGGAGGGCGGUAGGUGGCGCGACGCACGCGGCGGGGGGCGCGGGGCGGCCGAGAGCGGCGCGGAUUGGCUCGCCACGUGGCCCGACUCGGCUUAG